CGCUCCCUUAGCAAAACGGAACCAGGCUGCUCUAGCCUCUAUUUGACGGCAAUGACCGGAAGUGAUGCAUUAAAAGCGGGACACAUGUGCCGCGCGGCGGAAGUAGCGGUAGAAAAGUUUAGUGGUGUUGCCCACAGCGGCUGCAUCGUGGGAACUGGGAGAUGGGGAAACAGAAGAAAGCAAGGAAAUAUGCUACCAUGAAACGCAUGAUCAGCCUUCGUGAUCAGCGCAUUAAAGAGAAAGACAGAGCAAAACCUAAAGAAAAGAAGAAAGAAGAUCUUAGUGCAAUCAAGGAGACAGAAGUCCCCAAAUAUCCUUCAUGCUUAUUCUUCCAAUAUAACACACAACUAGGACCUCCGUAUUAUAUCUUAGUGGAUACCAAUUUUAUUAAUUUUUCCAUUAAAGCCAAAUUGGAUCUAGUACAAUCAAUGAUGGAUUGCCUCUAUGCCAAAUGCAUUCCUUGUAUCACAGAUUGUGUCAUGGCUGAAAUUGAGAAACUGGGACAGAAGUAUCGUGUAGCUUUAAGAAUAGCAAAAGAUCCACGAUUUGAGCGCUUGCCUUGCACUCACAAAGGAACCUAUGCAGAUGACUGCUUGGUACAGAGGGUCACCCAGCACAAAUGUUACAUAGUGGCUACUGUAGACAGAGACCUGAAGAGAAGAAUACGAAAGAUCCCAGGAGUCCCAAUAAUGUAUAUAUCUAAUCACAGGUAUAACAUUGAGCGGAUGCCUGAUGAUUAUGGAGCUCCUCGAUUUUAAAUAUGAUAGAAAAAGUGCUGUGUUGAAUUCCAGAACACUGAGCCAGUUAUAAUGUACUUCCAAUCUGGGUUUAUUUCUUAUGGUGCUUGGAAUUUGAACUAAUUCAUUAGACAAGUCUCUUCCAGAUAAAAUGGACAUUCUAUUCCAUAUUCUGGGAUCUAGAAUAAACAUUACUUGUAAAUAA
Protobothrops mucrosquamatus (brown spotted pit viper) is the source of this 942-nucleotide messenger RNA. RefSeq names its product FCF1 rRNA-processing protein (gene FCF1). The coding region runs from base 162 to 758 and encodes 198 amino acids. NCBI's taxonomy places the organism in Eukaryota, Metazoa, Chordata, Lepidosauria, Squamata, Viperidae. Gene Ontology annotation, cellular component: nucleolus; small-subunit processome. The transcript has 8 exons. The record is from RefSeq and is a predicted model, not a curated record.